This is a messenger RNA of Penicillium angulare, 219 nucleotides long. RefSeq lists its product as uncharacterized. The transcript is spliced from 2 exons. The coding region runs from base 1 to 219 and encodes 72 amino acids. The record is from RefSeq and is a predicted model, not a curated record. Lineage: Eukaryota; Fungi; Ascomycota; Eurotiomycetes; Eurotiales; Aspergillaceae.
AUGCCACACAAGGUCAACAACGAUUCAAAUUCCACUCUUGCCUCCGGAGGCAGCAGUGGUGACCAGGUCAUUGCAACUACAGUCCGAGCCCGACUAAUGCAGACGCGUCCAGUAACCGCCAAUCCCGUUCGGAAACCCCCGGUCAUCGUCCACAAUAAAGGCGGCCAGAUCUACGACGAAACACGCCCGUCCGACUGGGACAAACAACGCUGGAAAUAG